GGCUGUGGCUUUUGGCUCAGUUGACGCCUGUUUUCCACACAACACCGUACAUUUGUACAAGCUGAAAAGGAAUAUAAAAUUAUUUAUUAAAUUAAAAUCUAAAAGUAAAUUUUUUAUGUUUUGAUAGCCUUUGCAAGAUGAUUUGCCUUUCGCGCUUGGGUGUUUUAAAUUUGGCCAGUGUAUGGCCACCCACAAGAUCUACAAAGUACGAUGACAAGGAUGCAGCCACUAGGGGAGGACUGAAGCCCCACCAAAGGCCAUUGCAGCGCUAUACGAAAAGGGGCUACAUGAAAUGGUUCGGGAGGAUGAGCCACUGCCGGAAUGUCCAGGGCAGAAUGUAUCCCUGAAUUAUGCCAGAAGAAAUUAAAGACGUUUUACCUUGUUGGCUGCCGUA
Messenger RNA from Drosophila ananassae, 394 nucleotides. RefSeq lists its product as uncharacterized. Lineage: Eukaryota; Metazoa; Arthropoda; Insecta; Diptera; Drosophilidae. The transcript has 2 exons. Bases 138 to 347 code for a protein of 69 amino acids. The record is from RefSeq and is a predicted model, not a curated record.